Molecule: messenger RNA, 1677 nt
Organism: Nematocida minor
Lineage: Eukaryota; Fungi; Microsporidia
Exons: 1
Coding region: 1-1677 (558 amino acids)
Source: RefSeq, a predicted model, not a curated record
AUGGUACAGAUACUAGCGGUGUUUAGUCUACUGCUAGUGGCUGUAGAAGCAUCAGUAGAAAGAAGAAGAAGCUUGUACUCUGAAAAAGAUGAAGACCUGCUGAUGGAGUUUAUUUUUGACAUGAACAGACACAACAUACUAGAAAACAAAGAGUAUGCAAGAAGGAUAAAUGAUAAAGUAGUGGACUGCUCGUCUUUUAAUGAUGUCAUGAACAGCUUGCAGGAUCCAGACUCCUAUGCCACUCUUAUUGUAGACAUGGGGAAAAUACUGCUAAAAAAAAAGAAAGUUGGAGAGUUUGUUCUACUGGCAUCUCCAAAGAGCAUGGCGAGUAUAAACCCACAAAAAUAUACUUUUAUAAGAAAAGAAGCGCACAGAAGAGGCAUAGCCCGAAGGCUCAACUGGCCCUACAGACCUAGAGCUACUAAUGCCAAUGCAAGAAACUCUGCUGGCAUGCCAUAUGAAAAGACUCUGCCAUCAAAAUCCACCUGUGAGCUAUACAAUGGCGCAGGAAACCCUUCCUUUCCCUUUUAUAUGUUGCGCGGCAAGGACACUCCAUCCCUAAACACUUACUACGAUCUGUCUGGUGAAAACAGAAACAUCAAAGACAUGUUCAUAGUGUAUUUUGGCUCUGUAAAUUCACGAAAUUACAACUAUUUCAUAAACUAUUGGCACAUGGAUUCUAAUGAUUUUUUUAAAUCUGUAAGGGAUGAAAAAACAAAACGAAGAUAUAUGUAUAAAAAUAUUUGUGCAUGGGAGCAUCCUUUUAUUUUAAGAAAUGUCCUUGAUCCAGAUAUUGAUGACACGGUAGAAAUCGAGUUUAGACCAAGAAACAGAGAAAAUUUUGUUAGAUUGAAAUACAAUAUAAACGACAGAGUAGUGCACAUGGCUAUACAUGCAAUUUGUGGUGUCUGUUUUCCCACUUCUUACAUAAAAAAAGAUGACUGCAUACUUCCACCCGAGAUCUCAUCAGUUUCAAAAGUAUACGAGUUUGUUAAUUUCUUGGAUUUGAAUAUUGAACAACCAGAGUCUGCAAUGCCAAAGCCUGUUUUUCCGCACAAGAUAAAAGAAAUAGACGGCGAAAAUGUCUCUUAUGAUAGUCUUAAGAGCUUAACGAGUAAAAAAUUCGUUGAAGAACAGUGCAUAAAUGCUUUUAAAGACAGAAACACUUUUGUUUUUCUAAAUGCAAAAUUUACAGCAAAUGGCAGAAACAUCAUACUUUUAAAGCACACAGAACACUCAGAAAACACAAAAUUCUUUGAGUGCUUGAGCAGGUAUACAUCUAAGAACUACAUAUACUGCAAAGAAAGCGAUUUAAACAUAAGGACAGCAUGCACAGAAGCAAUAGUGAUAAUACCUAGAAGGUUUUCAACACCCAGAGCUAAUUAUAGCAUCUUUGCAAAAGAAGAGCUAUUCAGACUGGCAGAGGUUGAUAGAAGCUCUUUAACCAUUUGGAACGACUCUAUUUACUCAGAUAUAGCAUGGGUUCGAAUAGGAAAGUCGUUAUUGACAGAAGAGCUUCUAGAUUCUUUGAAAUACAGUCCCAUAAUAGACCUAACAACAGAGAUAAAAGGUAAGCUAGAGCUGAAGAGCAUCGAUGAAGUAGACAGUGUUGUAGUUCCAUAUGACGUAAAAAGUAAUAAUUUCGAAUGCCUUUUAUUCUAUCUAAUAAGAAAUUAA